UACCUCUCUGUUCUGACGGCAGCAGGAGAAGAAGUCUCGUUUUAAAGACGUAAACAAUCCAGGUUGUCCCUGAGAGAACCUCAUGUUGUAACAUGAAGACCCUGAGGUUCCUUCAUUCUCGCCUGCCUCUCGGCCCACGGAGCUGCCACAGGUCAGCGGCAGCCUGCAGACCUCUCCCCACGUCACGCCGCUCAGGAUGCCCGUCCACCCUGCAGUCCAGGACCGUGGCGCUCUCUGCACCCGCCCUGAGCAACAGGGACGACUUCGGCAGCAGGUCACUUACAGAAGAGGAGGAGGAAGAGGAUGGAGACGUCCCGGACGACCGUGAGGUGGAGGAGCUGUUCCAGCAGCAAGUCCCCGCAGGGAUCGGACAGGGACAGCACAGGGUGUUCAUCGUCCACCCUGACGUGAAGUGGGGCAGCCGGAAGCAGCACCUGACCACAGCGGAGCUGAUGGUGGCUGAGGCAGAGGGGCUAGUGAACACCCUGGACAACUGGACGGUGGUGGACAAGAUCGUCCUCUCCACGAAGACGCCGGAGAAGAAGAGGAUAUUUGGGAAAGGCAACUUCCAGCUGCUCACAGAGAAAAUCCGACAAACCGUGGGGAUCACAGCCGUGUUUGUCAACGUGGACCGCCUGUCCCCGCUGUCCGAGAGGGAGUUUGAGGAAGCCUGGGGGGUGAAGGUCUUCGACAGGUACUCCGUGGUUCUCCACAUCUUCCGCUGCAACGCCAGAACCAAGGAGGCCAAGUUACAGAUCUCACUGGCCGAGAUCCCCUUAUUAAGAUCUCGACUAAAAAACGAAAUGGCAGAUUUAGAUCAGCAGGGAGGAGGAUCGAGGUACAUCGGAGGUUCAGGAGAGACGUUGUACGAGGUGCAGCAGAGGCUGCUGAAGGAGCGGGAGAAUAAGAUCCGCUCGGCGCUGGAAAGACUUCGUAAAAAGAGGCACCUCCUGCGGUCCCAGCGCAAACACAGGGAGCUGCCCAUCGUGUCUGUGCUGGGAUACACCAACUGUGGAAAGACCACUCUGAUCAAAGCUCUGACCGGCGACAGCGGCCUGCAGCCCAGGAACCAGCUUUUUGCGACCCUCGAUGUGACCGUCCACGCCGGCCAACUGCCCAGUCACAUGACUGUGCUGUAUGUGGACACCAUCGGCUUCCUGUCCCAGCUUCCACAUCAGCUCAUCGACUCCUUCUCCGCCACCCUAGAGGAUAUUACACACUCGGAUCUGCUGGUUCAUGUCAGAGACAUUAGUCAUCCAGAGACUGUGAAUCAGAAGGCGAACGUACUGAAUGUCCUGAAGAACCUGCAAAUCCCACACCGGCUCCUGAGCUCUAUGAUCGAGGUUCACAAUAAAAUCGACCUACUAGACAAGUACGAGAGCCCAGAGCCCGGCCCGGUGCUCAUCUCUGCCCUGCAGGAGCGAGGCCUGGACGAGCUGAAGACGGCCGUGGAACAGCAGAUCGUGAAGUCCACAGGGAAACAAAUUUUAGAGCUGAGCGUUAACCUCAGCACGCCCCAGUUAAGCUGGCUGUACAAAGAAGCCACCGUUCAGGACGUGCAGGUGAACGCAGACGAGGGCUCGGCUGUCGUCAAGGUCAUCAUCAGCGCCGCCGCUCACGGACGCUACAAGAAACUGUUCCAGGGUGGAUGAGAGAGGACGGACGGACGGCUGGAGCCCAAAAAGACUGAACUCAGAACCAACGAAGAGCUUAAGAAAAUACUGUGUUUACUCUGCAGUGGCAUAAAGAUCUGUGUUGACAAUUCUGAAA
This is a messenger RNA of Fundulus heteroclitus (mummichog), 1770 nucleotides long. It is a transcript of the gene gtpbp6, whose product is annotated as GTP binding protein 6 (putative). Gene Ontology annotation, cellular component: cytoplasm. Gene Ontology annotation, molecular function: ribosome binding; GTP binding. The coding region runs from base 93 to 1652 and encodes 519 amino acids. The transcript is spliced from 10 exons. Lineage: Eukaryota; Metazoa; Chordata; Actinopteri; Cyprinodontiformes; Fundulidae. The record is from RefSeq and is a predicted model, not a curated record.